This is a messenger RNA of Daucus carota subsp. sativus, 2717 nucleotides long. RefSeq names its product ABC transporter G family member 1. Lineage: Eukaryota; Viridiplantae; Streptophyta; Magnoliopsida; Apiales; Apiaceae. The record is from RefSeq and is a predicted model, not a curated record. The transcript is spliced from 8 exons. Gene Ontology annotation, cellular component: membrane. The coding region runs from base 157 to 2484 and encodes 775 amino acids. Gene Ontology annotation, molecular function: ATP binding; ATP hydrolysis activity; ABC-type transporter activity.
CAUGUCUACUCUAUUAUUGUUUUGGUGGCCUAAAAUUUGUAGUUCUUUAUGGUCGCAAAAUAACAGUAUAAAUUGGUUCAUCAGCUAAGUAAUGUACUCUAUCAGUAUCUCUCUAGAGCUCUACUGCUUCUAAAAGAGCAACCAGUUAAUAGUUAUAUGGAUUCUCCAGAUAAGGUAUCUAGAUGGACUCCUCUAGUGAGUCCACCAAGAUCAAUUCUCAUGAAAUUCGUGACGAAGGAGAGAACUAAUAAAUCCGGACCUUCAACACCUACACCAGAAGAAGAUGAAAAUGUUGACAUUCACAAUAGUUACAUUGCCCCUGAUAUUGAAGCUGAUGAUGUGCCAUUCAAUAAUGCAGCCUCCUCAACGAACACUCCUCCACGAUCACCACGACUCCAUGCCUCCAGUAGCAAGAGAUCAAGAUCCAGAAAAAGUGAGGACAUCAGAUCAAAAUCUGGUAAAAGUGAAGAUAUAAGAUCAAGGUCAGGCAAAGUGGAGGAACACAAAGGAGCUGACAUUAAUCAAGUUGGAAUUUAUAUAACUUGGAGCGAGGUAUGGGUGACUGUGCCUACAAAAAGAGGAGGUCGCCGCCCAAUUCUGGAUGGGCUCACUGGCUAUGUGCAGCCCGGUGAGUGUUUAGCCAUUAUGGGUCCUUCUGGUUGUGGCAAGUCUCUUCUUCUUGAUACAUUAGCAGGAAGGCUACGGACAAACACAGCACAAACAGGAGAUAUUCUGAUCAAUGGACGCAGACAGACACUGGCUUUUGGCACUUCUGCAUAUGUGACACAAGAUGAAACACUUAUGAGUACACUAACAGUCAUGGAAGCCGUCUAUUAUUCAGCUCAGCUCCAACUCCCUGAUUCCAUGUCAAGAGCUGAGAAGAGAGAAAGGGCAGAGAUGACAAUAAGAGAUAUGGGAUUACAGGAUGCUAUGAACACAAGAAUUGGAGGGUGGAGUGUUAAAGGCCUCAGCGGUGGCCAAAAGAGAAGAGUCAGUAUCUGCAUUGAAAUUCUGACAAACCCUAAACUUUUGUUUCUAGAUGAGCCAACAAGUGGAUUGGACAGUGCAGCUUCAUAUCAUGUCAUGAAUCGUAUAAUUAAACUUGCUCAACUGGAUAAAAGAACUGUAAUCGCUUCUAUUCAUCAACCAAGUGGUGAAGUCUUUGAGUUGUUUGAUAAUCUCUGCCUACUAUCAUCCGGCAGACAAAUUUAUUUCGGUCCUACUGCACGAGCUUCUGAGUUUUUUGCAUCUAGUGGCUUCCCAUGUCCAGCUAUGAGGAAUCCUUCAGAUCACUUUUUAAGAACUAUCAAUAAAGAUUUCGAUGUUGAUAUUAAGCACGGACAUGGUGGAAGCGUAGUAACUGCUAAAAAAGCCAUUGACAUUCUUGUCAAAACAUAUCUCUCAUCUGAAACACGCCGCCAAGCAGUCAGUAAAGUUUAUGAGAUAUGCCAAAAGCAUCAAGAAACAAUAGUGGAAAGGGAUCGUCAAGCAGGCUUCAUUACUCAAUGUCAAGUUCUAACAAGAAGAUCUUUCAUCAACAUGUUCCGCGAUCUUGGUUAUUACUGGCUACGAUUUGUUAUUUACCUUGCAUUGUGCGUGUCCAUAGGUAGCGUAUUUCAUGACAUUGGCCACACCUAUGGCUCAAUUCAGGAUAGAGGUUCGGUGCUCACGUUUAUUGCAGGUUUCUUGACUUUUAUGGCCGUCGGCGGAUUCCCUUCAUUUGUAGAGGAUAUGAAGAUAUUUGGUCGUGAAAGAUUGAAUGGACACUAUGGAGUCGCUGCAUUUGUUGUGGGGAGCACAAUCUCUUCUGCACCUUAUUUGUGUUUUAUAAGUGUCAUUCCUGGAGCAAUUGCUUAUUUCCUUGUUGGACUGCAAAGAGAUUUCGAACACUUUGUCUACUUUUGCUUACUACUUUUUGCGUGCAUGCUCUUGGUUGAGAGCUUAAUGAUGAUGGUCGCGAGUAUUGUGCCAGAUUUUCUCAUGGGCAUCAUUACUGGUUCCGGGAUUCAAGGAGUAAUGAUGCUAAAUGGGGGAUAUUUCAGAUUACCUAGAGAUAUCCCAAAGCCAUUUUGGAAAUAUCCAGUGUAUUACAUUUCAUUUCACAAAUAUGGAUUUCAAGGGUUUUACAAGAACGAGUUUUUGGGACUCACUUUUCCUAAUGUAAAAGUCGGUGGCCCUCCUACAAUUUCUGGUGAAGAGAUUUUGAGAGAUAUUUGGCAAGUUGAAAUGGAAUACUCCAAGUGGGUAAAUUUAGUCAUUUUGUUGGGGAUGGUGGUAUUAUACAGACUUGUAUUCUUUGCGAUUAUAAAGGCUUCAGAGAAGUUAAAGCCGAAGAUUGCAGCUUAUCUUAGUUCUUCCCGUACCAAAGCAGAUGAUUUUUCUACAGCUCCUUCUGUUGAGCUAGGAUGUAACGUACGCAGGGUUCGGGCCUUUUCCUUAUUUGAUUGUCGAUGUUAUACAGUUGAUCUGGCAUUUGCAGACUAGAUCACAACAAAGAACAUCAACAUUGUGGAAGAUGUUGCGUACAAGUGGACAUCAACCAGAGAUUUCUCCACUUUAAAGCUUUUAUGAUUACCCUUAGUUUUAUUUAUUUUUAUGCAGGUUCAUAUCUUUCAAGAAGGUUAAGUGUUGUUAGCUGGUCUUAGCUUGCAACUAUUCCACCCUCCUCCAGUUAUUUGAGGAUGUUACUAUUGGAUUUUUAUGGAUAUUAUACUAUC